Molecule: messenger RNA, 2495 nt
Organism: Dendronephthya gigantea
Lineage: Eukaryota; Metazoa; Cnidaria; Anthozoa; Malacalcyonacea; Nephtheidae
Product: pro-epidermal growth factor-like
Exons: 12
Coding region: 76-2406 (776 amino acids)
Molecular function (GO): calcium ion binding
Source: RefSeq, a predicted model, not a curated record
UGCAAUCGGUGUAAUGGUAGGCAAUAUAUUGUGGUGGUGAUUGGUGAAGUUCUUCACGCCUGCAAGUAGGAAAAUAUGUUAUCCCUAAAGAUGUUAAUUUUUGCAACCCUGCUGUUGGCUGUCCACGAGAUUCGGAGUAAAGCAGCUGAGCCAACGAAUAUAUGCUACGCGAAUGCAACCCACGUAAUGUACGUACCAUCAGGUGGUGGAGAAAGUACAGUUAUUCGCACAGUAUCUAACGCAAAGUUAGGUUACGAUGCUACAACAAGACGACUUUUUGUCUUCGAACAAACAACCGCGAACUUGCACUCGAUGAAACUGGAUGGCUCCAAUAGUCGUUUGUUACUUGGUGUUAUACGCAUCAAAAGAUUCAGUGUGGAUGACAUCCAGCAGAAGAUUUAUUAUAUAAACUCUGCAACUGAUUAUACUAACUCAGCAAACUUUGACGGAACAGACUCCAAAACCGUGCUUGGUGCUGGCCAUGAUGACCUCACUGAUAUUCAGGUGGACCCUUUGAGACAGUUGUUAUUCUUUGCUGCUGAUAAUUCUGUGCAAAGAACUCUAGUUGUUUACAAUAUUAGCAGUGGAGUGCUAAGGACAUUAUACAACGCAAACAGUUCAUCAAUUAGGCUAACAAUCGAUAGAUUGAAUGAGAUCAUUUACUGGAUAAGCCAUAACGCUGAUGGUGAAAGUUUUAUCUUAAGAAAAACUGAUUACAGUGGUAAUACUACAGUCAUAACCAGUUCGUUUGGAAGAUCUGGAAAACCAGCGAUUACCCAGAUUGGGAAUUAUUACUACGUUCUUGAUUCACCUCAGUCAAUCAUUCGUAAAUACGAUAAAGCCACUGAUACCGUUGUUCAAAACAUCACAGUUUUCAGUGGAGCUGCAGAUAUUAUUGGAACUAAUGACCUUGACGAAUGUAGUGAAAGUCCAUCUCCUUGUGAUCCGAAAGCAGAAUGUAAGAAUUAUCUUGCUGGAUUUUCAUGUGAAUGCAUGUCUGGUUAUACUGGAAAUGGAACCAUCUGCGAGGAUAUUAACGAGUGCAACGCAACAGGUGCUAACCCUUGUUCUGAUGAAUCGUUUUGUGUCAAUGAGGACGGCAGAUAUCGUUGCGAUUGCAGGCCUGGUUACAAUUACAAUGGCACAAAUUGCAUAGAUCGUUGCCAAGUACCAUAUUUAUUUUUCUCCACGUCAUCGGGGACCCUAUCGUAUAAUACGGAAGAAUCAAACGGAAAUGCAAGCAUGAUUGAUAAUCGUGGAAAUUCGUUGUUAUCAUAUGAUAGUAUCAACAAACGGUUGUAUCUCUAUCAUGAUGAUAGAAGGGAAUAUACAAGUUAUUAUUUAGAUGGUUCAGAUUCUACUACAAGAUCAUUCACUGACGUUGCCGCGUUAGCUGUUGAUGGAAGAAGGAAUGUUAUUUAUUAUUUCCACUCACUUUCUUCAAGAAUGGAGAUAUACAAUAUAACAUACGGUACAGGAAAGGAAGUCGUUCGUCUCUCGGGUAUAUCGAGCGUUAAAGAUUUGGAAGUCGACACAAUUAACAGCUAUCUCUACAUAGCCAGAGCAGGUGAUCCUCCUAUCAUUCGAUACAAUCCAGCGGAUGAAACCAUCAAAAAUUUCAACUACGCUGAAGGAUCAGCGCAGUCAAUAUCUGUUGAUGCAUAUAAUAACGUCAUCUACUGGGUAAAUUUCGAAGAUGCUCUUCACAGACUUAUGAAAACUUCACUGGAUGGACAAACAAUCGCCUUAAACAUUACGUAUACAGGAGGUAUUGAGGUGACUUCAGAUGUGUUGAACUUGUAUGUUCUGGACAAAGAAAACAACGCUAUCGAUAAGUAUAUAAAGUCUCCCCUCGAGAAACAAAGAAAUAUUACUUAUCAUGCUGAAAUACAUGACUUGAUAAUCGCAUACGACGAGAACGAAUGUUGUAUUGGAAAUAUCUGCCAUACCAACUCUACCUGCUCUAAUUCUCCUGCCAGCUUUAACUGUUCAUGUAACGUUGGAUUUAAGGGGAAUGGUACCGAUUGUCAAGAUGUUGAUGAGUGUACAGGGGUCGAUAGAAAGUGUCACGAAAAUGCAACCUGUUCGAAUUCAAUAGGUUCAUUCAGUUGUGUUUGUAAUGAAGGUUUUUCAGGAGAUGGUUUUGACUGUGAAGCCUUAAAUUGCAGCAGUCUUGUCUGUGAACAAAAUGAAAUUUGUGCUGAGGUAGACGAUAUAGUAAAGUGUGUUUGCAAAAUAGAUCACCGAGGGCCUAACUGCGAUUUGGUCGAAGCGACGUGUGUAGCUCAUGGAGAUCCUCAUUAUAGAACAUUCGAUGGAAAACGUUUUGACUUCAUGGGCAAAUGUGAAUAUGUUCUGGCUAAAGACAGAGUAAACAACUCAUUUGAAAUAAGACAAGAAAAUUAAUGAACCUUGUGGAAAUGGCCUAGUAACAUGUACAAAAUCAUUAACGGUGAUUUUACCAAGGGUAACCAUCAAACUCCAGAGGGGCAUGA